UCGUUACACAUACGGAAAACUAAAUCCGUCCCUCACACACACGCAGGCAGGCAGGCACACACACACACACACACACAUCGCCUCAAAACCGACAGUCCAGACAGAAGACUGGUCGGUAAUCGCAGUGAAAAAGGCACGAAACUUGCGCAGGCUCGCCAGGUUUACAUGUAUUGCUUUACCUACAAAGUAACAGUAAUAACAUUAAAAGCAAACCGCGGCGCAAGAUGAAUGAUGACCUGGAAAAAAAGGGUGGCAGCCUGACUCUGGCUCGGACUGUGUGCUCAGCCGCUAUUGGUGGCACAUUUCAGUACGGCUACAACAUUGCCAUCAUCAAUGCACCCACUGUGGACAUCUGCAGGUUUAUCAAUGACACCAGCUGGGAACGCUGGGCUGUAGCUCUGGAGUCCUACCAAGUGAAUCUGUUUUGGUCCUUCAUCGUUUCGAUCUUCUCUGUCGGUGGCCUGCUGGGGGCGCUGCUCGCUGGACCAAUGGCCAUCCGAUUUGGAAGGAAGAGGUCGCUACUGAUGAACAAUGUGUUUCUGGGACUGAGCUGCGUGCUGUUGAUCGCGAGCAGAGCCUCGCGCUCCUAUGAGAUGAUCGUCCUGGGCCGCCUCCUCAUAGGGAUCAACGCCGGAGUCAGCAUGAACAUCCAGCCCAUGUAUUUCGGAGAGAGCGCUCCCAAACAUCUGAGGGGGGCUGUGGCCCUGUCAUCUGGCAUCUUCACGGCCCUCGGUGUGGUGCUGGGACAGGUGGUGGGCCUGAGGGAGCUGCUGGGCUGCCAGGCUUGCUGGCCGUUCCUCCUGGGGAGCGCUGCAGUCCCAGGCUUCAUACAGCUGCUUACGUUGCCCUGGUGCCCCGAGAGUCCCCGGUACCUCCUGAUCGACAGGGGAGACAAGGACGCCUGCAUCAGGGCACUGCAGCAGCUGCAUGGCUCCGAUGCCGUCGAUGGCGAGAUGGCUGAGAUCCUGCAGGAGCAGGCCGCAUCCACGGGGGAGAGGCCCAGGAGUCCGUGGGAGCUGCUCCGAGACCCAGCUGUUCGCUGGCAGCUUGGCUCUGUUAUGAUCGUCAGCAGCGCCAUGCAGCUCUGUGGUAAUGAUGCGAUAUACUUCUACGCGUCUUCUGUGUUCCAAGAAGCGGGGAUCUCCACAGAUAAGAUCCCGUACGCCACCAUUGGCACGGGGGCGUGUGAAUUUGCAGCCGUAAUAAUGUGUAGCCUGCUUAUCGAGCAUCUUGGCAGAAGGUUGCUGUUGAUUGGUGGUUAUGUCCUCAUGGCCGGUUGGUCCGUGGUGUUCACAGUGGCUCUGUCAUUCCAGAGGACAGUGGACUGGAUGCCUUACUUAUGCAUGACUUGCAUCUUCGCCUAUAUACUGAGCUUUGGGAUGGGGCCUGCUGGAGUGACAGGAAUCUUGCCCACUGAAAUAUUCAAUCAGGCUGCGCGGCCAGCUGCGUACAUGAUAGCAGGCUCCCUGAUGUGGAUCAACUUCUUCAUGGUGGGGAUGGUCUUUCCCUUCUUAGUGAGUGAACUCGGCGAUUUCUGCUUCGUCCCCUUUUGUGUCGUCUGCCUGCUGGCCUCCAGUUUCAUCGGCUUUGCUCUGCCGGAGACGAAGGGAAAAUCACUGCAAGAAAUCACCUGUGAGUUUGACAAGCUCAAUUUCCCAGGCCGCCAGAGGCUUCAGGCCUUCUACCAGCUUGGGGAAGUCCUCCACUCCACAGCCUUGUAGGUCAGACUACGCCUGCACCGCCCUCUCAUUCGCCAGCAGGGGGUGCACUGGGGCCAGCGGGUCUGUGACCAAAGCGGUAGGGUCCACAAGCUACUUCCAUUUGUGCUGCUGCCUUCUUGCAGAUGAUUAAAUUAGACUUCAAGUCAGACAGAAUUUUCCGUACAACACUGAAGCUUUACAGCAAAGUGCAAAAACUCACCCUCACUGUCAAUAUUGUUCUUGUCUGGAAAAUGUGUAAUACUGCUCAACAAUUCUGCCGACAAAAAGGCAAACGUGUCCAAAGCAUUAAAAUCAUCUCUCCAUU
Paramormyrops kingsleyae is the source of this 2025-nucleotide messenger RNA. It is a transcript of the gene slc2a11a, whose product is annotated as solute carrier family 2 member 11a. Gene Ontology annotation, cellular component: plasma membrane. Gene Ontology annotation, biological process: dehydroascorbic acid transport. NCBI's taxonomy places the organism in Eukaryota, Metazoa, Chordata, Actinopteri, Osteoglossiformes, Mormyridae. The record is from RefSeq and is a predicted model, not a curated record. Gene Ontology annotation, molecular function: D-glucose transmembrane transporter activity.